Molecule: messenger RNA, 1995 nt
Organism: Aspergillus clavatus NRRL 1
Lineage: Eukaryota; Fungi; Ascomycota; Eurotiomycetes; Eurotiales; Aspergillaceae
Product: putative C6 transcription factor
Exons: 6
Coding region: 1-1995 (664 amino acids)
Biological process (GO): regulation of DNA-templated transcription; DNA-templated transcription
Molecular function (GO): zinc ion binding; DNA-binding transcription factor activity, RNA polymerase II-specific; DNA binding
Source: RefSeq, a predicted model, not a curated record
AUGUCCGAGUCGCAAGAACAGUCGUCCUCUCGCCCUCUCGCUCCUGCUCCCGGUCGCCCCUUGAAACGUAAUGUCUCGUCGGAUGGGCUGGUGCCCGCGCGGAGGUACAAGACUACCGCGUGCAAGGCCUGCAAGCGAAAGAAGCUGAAGUGUCGAGGGGGUCCGCCCUGUCAACCUUGUCAGACCCAUGGUAUCGAAUGCGAGGUUGACGAGAUGUCCGACAUGCGCCGCAAGAACGCCAUGGAGCGCAAGGUCGAGCAACUGGAGCGGGUGUCGGACACGCUGAUGGAGCUGGUCGGUGCCCUGCGUGAGAGCGAGACCCGCCGAGUGGCCCAGCUGCUGAACCUCAUCCGGAGCAAUGCCUCCUUCGACGAGCUCCAGCGCUUCCUGGAGCAGCAGUUCGCCCCGGGCGAGAUGGACUCGACCCCCGAGCUGCGCGACAUCCAAACGCAAUUGUCCCAGGGGCCCGAGGUCGCGCCCUUGGGUUGGAGGUACUUGCGCGUCGACCGUCUGGCGGAUGACCCCGUCCACCGAGUCCCCGCCGCGCCGUGGACGAGGGUGACCAACGACGCGGAUCUCGUCUCGCACCUGCUAUCCCUCUGGAUGACCUGGACCUAUCCCUGGCUUAACUGGCUGGACAAGGACCUUUUCCUGAGGGAUAUGAUGCAAGGGAAUCUGAACUGUCCAUUCUGCUCCCCUUUCCUCGUCAAUGCGAUCCUCUCCGAAGCUUGCUAUUACUCCGACUACCCGGAAGUGUUCACCGUGCCCGGCGACAUGCACUCCCGAGGCGAUCAAUUUUACGACGAAGCUCGGCGCCUGUUCGAAUCCGAAGAGGACGAGGGGGCAUCCCCCAGUCUGCCGACCAUCCAAGGGCUCAUGGUCCUGUUCAUUCGAAUGACCCUCAUGGGCAAGGAUCGAAUGGGAUGGGUGUAUAUGGAUCUGGCCGUUCGUGGUGCCCGUGAAUACGCCGAGAUGCACCCCCCACGAUCGACAGACAGCCCAGACGAACGGAAGGCGAUCAACCGGACCCUCUGGGGCAUUUUUAGCAUCGCUUCAACCGCGUCCGUAACCCUGAUGAAACAUCUGGACUUGCAGCCUCCCAAACGGCCUCCUAUCUCCAAGGUGUGGCAUCUGAUUCAUGUCUCCGACAUCUGGAGGCCCUACCCAUAUCCCACCGACGUUGGGAUCCCGUCCCAUAUUACCUGCGUCUUCGACCAUUGGUGCGCGAUCGCCAGCAUCACCGCCAAAAUCUGCCAGACAUUCCACAAUGAGGAGGAUAGGAUCCCUCGUGCCGAGCUACCGCCGGUCGUCACUCGCCAUUACGGUCAGCUGCAGCAGUGGUAUGCCGACCUGCCAGACUGUCUACAAGUGGAGGCGCUCACGGUCCCCCAUGCCUUGAGUCUUCAUUUCUUCUACCACACCACGGUGAUGCAGAUCUUUGGCUUCCUCAAAGCCACGGACGAGGUAUUGGACCCCCAGAUCGUGGAAAAUGCACGCACCAUCUGCAUCGACAAUGCCCGGCGCAUCGCCUUUCUCAUCGGCAUCCACCGGGACAAAUGGGGUAUCGGCCGCAUGGCCCCAUCGACCAUCCAGUGGCUCAGCAUCGGCAUGUUCACCCUUCUGGACGCUCUGGACUCGGACGACAACCGGGCCGCGUUCAUCGACAUGUGCACCGUCGCCCGCGCGAUCGCGCGCCGCUUCCCCCUGGCCACGGGGAUUCUACGCAUGAUCCAGAUCUCCGCCAACGAGAUGCCGAUCCUCUUGCCGGCGGAAACGGAUGCCUUGUUCACGGACUUGGAGACUCAGGGCUGGGAGGGGAAGGACUCGCAGACGUUCAGCACCUUCUACCCCAAUUUCGCCACGGUCGUGCGGCAGGGGAACAGGGAGGAGGCGGAUGACUUAAUGGACCGGUCCUUGGAGAAAUGGGAUAAACUCACCAUCUUGGACCAACGUGAGGGCUCGGGAGAUGGUUCGGGCGAUAGGUCCGUUCAAUAG